CUGCUCCAUUUCAGCUGUCAAUUCGGCGAAUCUCAGCACAUAGAGAAAACAUUAUUCGGAAACGCAAGGUCUUUGUGAUAAUCUGUGGCGGUGUUUGCAAAAUUUCGCGGUAUUUCGUUACUGUUUUUAAAAUGUCAUUUUUGAUUCGUAAUCUACCGCAGGUGUGUUCCCGACUGUCGAAUGGUGUUGUAUUCCAACGAAACUUACUGCAUACCGGACGAAUGCUUGCCAUGGCGAAAGUACAGCAUCCUGCACCAUCCUUCAAGGGAACAGCGGUCGUAAACAAUGACUUUCGUGAAAUCAAACUAGAGGAUUACAAGGGCAAAUACUUGGUGCUGUUUUUCUACCCGCUCGAUUUCACAUUCGUUUGCCCAACGGAGAUUAUCGCUUUUAGCGAUCGCAUCAAAGAGUUUAAGGAACUCAACACGGAGGUGGUUGGUGUUUCCGUUGAUUCGCAUUUCUCACAUCUCGCUUGGAUCAACACACCACGCAAAGCAGGCGGUCUUGGCAAGCUGGAGUAUCCGCUGUUGGCCGACAUUACGAAGCAAAUCUCCGCCGACUAUGGCGUCCUGCUGAAGGAAGGAAUCUCACUGCGCGGUUUGUUUAUCAUCGAUCCGAACGGGGUUGUGCGUCAGAUUACGAUCAACGAUCUACCCGUCGGUCGAUCGGUGGACGAAACGCUACGGUUGAUAAAGGCGUUCCAGUUCGUGGAAAAGCAUGGCGAAGUGUGCCCGGCCAACUGGGAACCGAAGACGAACGCGGCCACCAUCAAGCCCAACCCGAAGGAUUCGCGUGAAUACUUCGAAAAACAUGGCAAGUAAUAUAGAGAAUCUCUCUGGCGAUGAAGAAGAUGCAACAUACCUGUGACAUUGUUUAUGACAUUAAAUAAAAAAAGGAUUCAAGAGCCUUUCGCAUUUCUUUUGAAACAUAA
Molecule: messenger RNA, 931 nt
Organism: Anopheles funestus (African malaria mosquito)
Lineage: Eukaryota; Metazoa; Arthropoda; Insecta; Diptera; Culicidae
Product: peroxiredoxin-2
Exons: 3
Coding region: 132-821 (229 amino acids)
Biological process (GO): response to oxidative stress; hydrogen peroxide catabolic process; cellular response to stress
Cellular component (GO): cytosol; mitochondrion
Molecular function (GO): thioredoxin peroxidase activity
Source: RefSeq, a predicted model, not a curated record